AUGGUAGCAAAGAAAAAAGACGUUAAAGGAAUCCUUAAAAAAAAAGUAGUUAAGAAUGCAGGAAAAUUAGCAAAAGUAAAAACGGUAAAAAUUAAGGGAGCUGUUUCAAAUAAGCAGAAGAUCAAGUCCAAAAAAUUUGUCCAUGUGUAUGUAUACCACCCUCUUCAAAGUAUUUCUUAUAUUAUAUAUAACUAUGAUGAAUUUGUUUAA
Molecule: messenger RNA, 210 nt
Organism: Plasmodium malariae
Lineage: Eukaryota; Apicomplexa; Aconoidasida; Haemosporida; Plasmodiidae
Product: conserved Plasmodium protein, unknown function
Exons: 2
Coding region: 1-210 (69 amino acids)
Source: RefSeq, a predicted model, not a curated record